GCAGAGCAUAUUUGAAGGCGCGCUGAGAUAGGCCGUAAAAGAGUUAACAUAAUUCGUGAGGUUUUCUUUUUACGGUCUUUAAUUUAAUUUAAUUUAAUUUAACUGUUCUUCUCCCGCCCCAUCCCCAGAUAGCAUCCGUGCGGCCAUUUCUACAGAGACCUGCUGAAUAGGUAAGAGUUUCUGAGCUUUAUGAGCAUAAGUUUCGUAUUAGGGUUCCAUUUCCGCUUCUCAGUUUCGUCUAAGGGUUUCGAUUUGUGAACAUCAAAUGCUUUCUUGUUUCACAGUCUAGACUUGUAUGAUUUGAGACCACCUGUGAUAGCCGUUGAAGAAAGGGAAUGAGAAGUGAAAUUGAGCUUAAUAGAAAUGCGCAUUUAAGUGAGUGUGAGCUUGAAGACCACAUAUGGGUCAUAAACAGUUUCCUGUAAGACCCAGUUCUUGGGAAAUUGUAUGGUCUUAUAUGGGGUCAUAAGUCAUAACCAGUUUUGUUUUGAAGGCCAAACCAUUAGACAGAAAUAAAUAAAUAAAAAAUAGCACGGAAUAGCCUUUUCUAGCCCCCCCCCCUCUACAGGUAACUCUCCGCCAUAGUUUCUGACCCCAUACAAGUUUUCAGAACCCUAGCCACUUAGUGUAAGAAACUUCCAUUGUUAAACAAUUUGUUCAUCAGUUCACUGGUUCAAAUUUCUCUUUUGAAUGUCUAUUGGAGAAUUGGGAGGGAGAGAUAGGGCUUUGUUUCAUUCUACCGUUACAGUUCAUUUAAUUUGUGUUUUUUACUCAAUUUAUUCUUAAGUCACAACAAACAGUUUUAGAGGAUUUUUGUGGGUUUAUUCGACAUUGAAGCGCUUUACGCAAAGCUCUAUAAAGAGUACAUUAAUCUCAAGAAAGGAAAAUAUACAGAGAUGGAGAAGAUGAUACGAGAACAAGAAGAGAAGUUCAAGAAGCAUGUUGCUGCUGCUCGUGACAAAGAAAAGAACUUGAAAAGUCAAAUAGAAAAACUGUCCCGGCAAGUGCAUGAGUUGAGAAGUGAAUUGUCAUCAGUGAGAUCUACCAACAAUGAGCAACUAAUUCACUACCAAAAUCAACUGAUGGAAGCGAACCUAAAAAAUAAAGAUCUCUCUGAAGAAAUUGCUAGGCUUAGAACUGUUGAGCGACUGAGACAAGACAACAACCCUUCCCGAGAUGAUGAAAACGGACAAGCAAAUAAUCAUGUGGAUGUUUCAUCUCGUGCAAUGAAGCGUAAAAGGCAAUCUCCUUCUCUUAGCAUUGAAUAUCCAGUAAAUGAUGAUACAUCUAUUGUUGCCAGGAAGGGAACCUUAGAUGUCCACAUGAAGGAAUCUGCUAAAGAGUUAUUAUGUAAGAAAAUGAUAGAGGCUCCAUGUUGUAGAAGAACAAAAAAUGAUUCAGUUGCUUUAGCAAAUGAGGCAGCUGAUGCAGAACGUGUAACCUGUAUGUUCCAAGAACUGGUUGAGUGCAUUGUUCAGAUGAAACUAUCACCACAUAAGGAGAAUGAGGAAAAUUUUAUCUCGUUCCUACACGAACACAGUGGUUAUUCAUUUACUUUAAGAUUGAUAGAAGACCCAGAUGGAGAAGCAGAAUGGUUAUACCAGCUUUUGUCACUGGGAACUCUGGAUAGAGUAGCAAAAACUUGGAUGAGAGAAGAUGUGAUAAAGUUCAGUACAAGUAUGUGCCCCGUCAUCUUCCAAGGGCUGUCUCGUGUUAUUGAGCUUAGUAUAUAGUUAAAUAACUGCUGGUUAGCGGGGUUUGUAUUUUAUCAGCUGGUUGUGGUUAGAUAAGCUUUCAGCAUUCAAAUUUGUUCAGCAUUAUUUAGUCAGUCAUGCAAGUAAUUAAUUUUUCUGCUAGUCUUUCCUAUCGACGUGCCAGCAUCAGUAAAUUUGACACCAUGACGUUUUAGUUAUUAUUUUUUCAUUUCAAAGUACAUUGUGUAUCUUAUUCAAUCUAAUUUGAUUGGG
This is a messenger RNA of Cuscuta epithymum, 1967 nucleotides long. NCBI's taxonomy places the organism in Eukaryota, Viridiplantae, Streptophyta, Magnoliopsida, Solanales, Convolvulaceae. The record is from the annotation of a GenBank genome assembly.